GAACGAGGCAGAUUCCCACACGACGUCGUUCCAGUCAACAAUAAUUGCCUUGAACCUUCGCCUUUUAAAUUCAGCCACCAGGCCACUCAAAUUCAAUGCACAUUUCAUUCCUCCCACACUAGCGGAACUGAAAAGAAGAAGAAGAAGAAAAAACUCAUCCACCCAUUGGCAUAUUCUUCUUCUUAUUAUUAUUACAGAAAAACCCCAGAAAAACUAAGAAAUUACAUGGGUAGCCAGGGAAGCGAAGAAGGAGGGUCGUUGUUGAAGAAACCCAGAUUUCUCUGCCUCCAUGGAUUCAGAACCAGUGGAGAAAUCAUGAAGAAACAAGUGGGUAAGUGGCCUGAAUCUGUGCUGCAGAAGCUCGACCUUGUUUAUCUUGAUGGGCCUUUUCCGGCCCUAGGUAAAUCUGACGUUGAGGGCAUUUUUGAUCCUCCUUAUUAUGAGUGGUUCCAAUUCAACAAGGAAUUUUCUGAGUACACAAACUUUGACAAGUGUUUGGAAUACAUAGAAGAUUACAUUAUAAAGCAGGGACCAUUUGAUGGGCUAGUUGGUUUUUCCCAGGGUGCAAUAUUGUCAGCUGCGCUGCCGGGGCUACAAACGAAGGGGGUGGCAUUGACUAAAGUACCUAAAAUUAAAUUCCUCAUCAUAAUUGGAGGGGCCAAAUUCAAGUCCCCAGCAGUAGCUGUCGAUGCUUAUGCUUCUCCCAUUGAAUGCCCGUCCCUACACUUUUUAGGAGAGACGGACUUCUUGAAGCCAUAUGGACUUGAGCUGUUGGAACACUGUGUAGAACCUACAAUCAUUCAUCAUCCCAAGGGUCAUACAGUCCCUAGGCUUGAUGAAAAGGGUUUAGAGACCAUGAUGAGCUUCAUUGACAAGAUUCAAAAGGCAUUGACUGAGAAAGACCAACAGUAACAAUAAUGCAGCAUUUGAAGAUUCAUUCUGGCCAUGACCCUUAAAUCUUUUUUUUUUUUCUUCAAUAUGUUGGUGCCAUUUAAAACCACAUUUACUUCCCAUGUUGUGUCAAAUUUAAUUUCAUAAGAACAAUGCAUAGAGUUUUUCUGGAAUUAUAUUUGGAUACUCCUCAGUUAGGAUC
This is a messenger RNA of Prunus dulcis (almond), 1093 nucleotides long. Its product is annotated as dihydrofolate reductase. The transcript has 5 exons. Bases 226 to 912 code for a protein of 228 amino acids. Lineage: Eukaryota; Viridiplantae; Streptophyta; Magnoliopsida; Rosales; Rosaceae. The record is from RefSeq and is a predicted model, not a curated record.